Molecule: messenger RNA, 681 nt
Organism: Sporisorium graminicola
Lineage: Eukaryota; Fungi; Basidiomycota; Ustilaginomycetes; Ustilaginales; Ustilaginaceae
Exons: 2
Coding region: 1-681 (226 amino acids)
Source: RefSeq, a predicted model, not a curated record
AUGCCCGCCCAGUACACGCUCUACUCUCACCGAGGUCCAGGACCCAACCCGCUCAAGGUCGCCGUGCUCCUGGAGCACCUUGGCCUUUCAUACGAUGUCAUCCCUCUCGACUUUGGCGACGAUCCCGAGAAGGGCGUCAAGGGUGCCAAGUUCCUCAAGAUCAACCCUAAUGGUCGAGUUCCAUGCCUCGUCUCGAACGAGAACGACGGUUUCAGCGUCUGGGAAAGUGGCGCGAUCCUUCUGUACCUCUGCGACAAGCACGACAAGGAGGGAAAAUUCCACGGCAAGACUCCUGAGGAGCGUGCCAUCGUGUCCCAGUUUCUUACACACCAGCUCAGUGGUCUGGGCCCAGUUCAGGGCAACGUGAACUUCCUGGUGCAUUACUGGCAAGGAGCCUACGGUGAGGCUCCGCAGAAGUCUGCAUUCACACGCUUCGAAGGCGAGACCUACCGUCUCUACCAAGUCCUCGAGGACCAGCUCAAGAGGCAGGAAGCGCGUGGAUCGAGCUUCAUCGCGCUCGACCGCCCCACGAUUGCCGAUUUCGCCUUCUGGACCUGGGCUCGCAUUGCUGGCUUCGGCAACAUCGACCUCUCGCCUUACCCGACGGUGCAGAAGUGGUGUGCUACCAUUGAAAACGACGCCAAGUCUCAGGCCGCCAUUCAGAAGCUUCCUACCAAGUAA